AUGGGUUCGGAUGGCGAGCAGUUAAUAUCUGUUGUAAAAUGGGGAUCUGUCAAUGGUCAAGGCGUCGAAAAGUACACUUUGAAAAACAAAUUAGGUCAAGAAGUGGACAUUGUAACAUAUGGUGCAACGAUAACGUCUAUCAGAACCCCGGACAAACACGGAAAAGUAGCAGACAUCGUAUUAGGUUUUGACAACGUAGAA
Molecule: messenger RNA, 201 nt
Organism: Heterotrigona itama
Lineage: Eukaryota; Metazoa; Arthropoda; Insecta; Hymenoptera; Apidae
Source: the annotation of a GenBank genome assembly